Passer montanus (Eurasian tree sparrow) is the source of this 874-nucleotide messenger RNA. RefSeq names its product 5', 3'-nucleotidase, cytosolic (gene NT5C). The transcript is spliced from 5 exons. Gene Ontology annotation, molecular function: 5'-nucleotidase activity. The record is from RefSeq and is a predicted model, not a curated record. Lineage: Eukaryota; Metazoa; Chordata; Aves; Passeriformes; Passeridae. The coding region runs from base 62 to 664 and encodes 200 amino acids. Gene Ontology annotation, biological process: pyrimidine deoxyribonucleotide catabolic process.
CGCUCCGGCCGUGCCGGAGCCGCGCUGUGCUGCCCGCCGGGCUCGGAGCUCUGCGCUCGGCAUGGGCAGCGCGGCCGCGCCGCUGCGGGUGCUGCUGGACAUGGACGGGGUCCUGGCCGACUUCGAGGGCGCGGUGCUGCGGGAAUUCCGCGCCCGCUUCCCGGCGGAGCCGCGCGUGGAGCUGGCGGAGCGCCGGGGCUUCUCGGUGCGGGAGCAGUACCGCAGCCUGCGGGAGGAGCUGGCGGCCAAGGUAGCCAGUGUCUAUGAGUCCCCUGGCUUCUUCCUAGGCUUGGAUCCAAUUCCAGGAGCCCUGGAAGCUGCGCAGGAGAUGCUCCACAUGCAGGAUACUGAAGUCUUCAUUUGCACGAGCCCUCUCCGGAAAUACGAGCACUGCGUCGUGGAGAAGUACAAGUGGGUAGAGAAACACUUGGGACCCGAGUUUGUGGAGCGGAUUAUUCUGACCCGAGACAAGACCCUGGUGGCUGCUGACCUGCUGUUUGAUGACAAGGACACCAUCCAAGGCGCGGAGCCGAAGCCGAGCUGGGAGCACAUCCUGUUCACCUGCUGCCACAACCGGCACGUCCAGCUGCCGGCCCCGCGCCGGCGCCUGCGCUCCUGGGCCGACGACUGGCAGGCCAUCCUGGAAAGCAAGCGCAGGCACUAGGCCAGGAAGGGGAUGCUGUGCCCUUCCCACCGCCAGGAAACAACCAGCCCACCCCCUGCCACUGCAGGGGUCACAGAAGGAAGGAGCUGCUCCUGUCAGACACAGUGCUCCGGGUUUCUGGAGGUUGCUCUGCACUGUUAAUCUCUGUAGCGUUUUGGAUGUUUGCUGUUGGAGAAGAGAAACUAUAAACUACAAGCAGCUGUGGUUGGA